Messenger RNA from Neoarius graeffei (lesser salmon catfish), 784 nucleotides. RefSeq names its product BTB/POZ domain-containing protein KCTD16-like. The record is from RefSeq and is a predicted model, not a curated record. The coding region runs from base 1 to 582 and encodes 193 amino acids. Lineage: Eukaryota; Metazoa; Chordata; Actinopteri; Siluriformes; Ariidae. The transcript has 3 exons.
AUGAAUGUGCAGCGGACUCCACUCUCCUGCCAGAUAAAAGCCAGUGGAAAAGAAAAGGAAAGCCUGCCUAGUGAGUGCAACUGCAAGACAAAGCAAGGUAACAAAUCAUCAUCCCUAGCACUUUCCUGUGAUCCAGGUUUUGUCCAGCCAGAGGAAGAACCAGUACAUGACUUAUAUAUGGACAAGAACAGUACAGAGCUGGACUUGCAAGAUGUACCUCCUCCAGACCCUGUUUCCCUUUUAGAACCCCAUGACAUCCUUGACCUUCCACUUCCCCCACCUCCAACUCCAGUCUUAGAACGUGCUACACUUCCAUCUGACUCCUCUGCCAGCCCUCUUCCACGUUCUGAUAUCAGCUCAGCAAGGCCCAUCGCUCUGGCACUGAAGACAAUGCCCCGUACCACUGGAAACAAGGAGAAUGGUGAAUCAUCAGACCAAGAACCAGAGGACAAGGAGAAAAAGAUAAUGGAGGAGGAGCUGAAGAAGUGCAUUGAGGAUUUCCGCAAGAUUAGAAUCCCCAAGCUCUUCCCAGAUCGCAAGAGGCACUGGCAGAAUGACCUCCUGAAGAAAUAUAAUGCCUAACACGCAUAACCUCAGAUCACAGGUGAAAUAAAUGUAGUAGAUGGGCACCAAUAAAGCAGAGAUUUCAUGGAAUAAACAUGGUUAUUCUUUUUGCAAUGCAUUAGUCUACUUAAGACAGGGCUUAGUGUCCUCUCUAGAAGAAUACCACUGAUACUAAGCCUGCAUAUGCAAUCAAAAUGGAUUGUACAAAAAUUAAAACAAA